Messenger RNA from Cloeon dipterum, 7644 nucleotides. Its product is annotated as potassium voltage-gated channel protein Shaker-like. The transcript is spliced from 8 exons. Gene Ontology annotation, cellular component: membrane; voltage-gated potassium channel complex. The record is from RefSeq and is a predicted model, not a curated record. The coding region runs from base 133 to 1905 and encodes 590 amino acids. Gene Ontology annotation, biological process: protein homooligomerization; potassium ion transmembrane transport. Gene Ontology annotation, molecular function: protein binding; delayed rectifier potassium channel activity. NCBI's taxonomy places the organism in Eukaryota, Metazoa, Arthropoda, Insecta, Ephemeroptera, Baetidae.
CUGCGUGGCCGGUGAGAGCAGCGAGACAGCGAGACAUGGAGACCCGCCUGACGGCGGCCGUUUGUUGGACGAGCACGGAGGCCGGCUGGUGAGCCGCCCCCGACCACAGCCGCCACCAUUGCGUCGGUUAGCAUGUGGCAGGGCGGGGGCAUGGGGGGCGGCGGGGGCCACGGACAGAACAACCCCUGGAUGAAGUUGAUGGGUAUCGUGCACAAGGAGCGCCGCCACCACGACCCCAACGCCUCCGCCACCACCCUCGGCCCCCAGGCCACCGCCACCUCCACCACCGCCUCCAACGACCGCAACCUCAACCAGUCGUUGCCGAAACUGAGCAGCCAAGAUGAGGAUGGGCCGACGCAACACCGCGAGUUCUCAGGCGUGGUCAACUUCGAGCCGAUCCCCCACGACCACGACUUCUGCGAGCGCGUCGUGAUCAAUGUGAGCGGCCUGCGGUUCGAGACGCAGCUGCGAACGCUCAACCAGUUUCCAGACACGCUGCUGGGGGACCCGGCCCGCCGCAUCCGCUACUUCGACCCACUGCGCAACGAGUAUUUCUUCGACCGAAACCGGCCCAGCUUCGAUGCCAUCCUCUACUACUACCAGAGCGGUGGCCGCCUCCGGAGGCCGGUCAACGUCCCACUCGAUGUCUUCUCCGAGGAGAUCAAGUUUUACGAGCUUGGGGAAAUCGCCACCAACAAAUUCAGAGAGGACGAAGGUUUCAUCAAGGAGGAGGAGAAGCCGCUACCGGAUCACGAAUUCCAGCGGAACGUGUGGCUGCUGUUCGAGUACCCGGAGAGCUCGCAGGCAGCGCGCGUGGUGGCGAUCAUCAGUGUAGUUGUAAUCCUGCUGUCAAUCGUGAUAUUCUGCCUAGAGACUCUGCCCGAGUUCAAGCACUACAAAGUAUUUAAUACUACGACGAACGGCACAAAGAUCGAGGAGGACGAGGUGCCCGACAUCACCGACCCCUUCUUCCUGAUCGAGACCAUCUGCAUCAUAUGGUUCACGUUCGAGCUGUCGGUCCGAUUCCUCGCCUGCCCCAACAAGUUGAACUUUUUUCGCGACGUCAUGAACAUUAUCGAUAUAAUCGCGAUCAUUCCAUACUUUAUCACCUUGGCGACUGUGGUGGCCGAGAAAGAUGAACAGAUACAGUUGCCCAAGGCGCCAGUUUCCCCGCAAGACAAAAGUACUAACCAAGCCAUGUCGUUGGCCAUCUUGAGAGUGAUACGACUUGUGCGUGUUUUCCGAAUAUUUAAACUUUCAAGGCAUUCUAAAGGCUUGCAAAUUCUUGGAAGGACACUAAAAGCCUCUAUGAGGGAAUUAGGACUUUUGAUAUUUUUCCUAUUUAUAGGGGUGGUUCUAUUCUCGAGCGCAGUCUAUUUCGCCGAGUCGGGCUCGGAAAUGUCGUAUUUCAAGUCGAUUCCAGGUGCAUUCUGGUGGGCUGUAGUGACCAUGACCACGGUCGGAUACGGCGACAUGAGGCCAGUCGGAGUGUGGGGCAAAAUGGUGGGUUCGUUAUGCGCGAUAGCCGGUGUGCUGACCAUUGCCCUUCCUGUGCCUGUCAUUGUAUCCAACUUCAACUACUUCUACCACCGCGAGACUGAUCAAGAGGAAAUGCAGUCGCAGAACUUCAACCACGUCACCAGUUGCCCGUAUCUGCCAGGAACUCUAGGUGCCCACUUGAAAAAGAGUUCGCUCUCCGAGUCCUCGUCGGACAUAAUGGAGCUGGAGGAGGGCAUUCUGCUGGGCCAGCAUGAGCCCAACACUCCAGCGACUGCAUGCACCCCGGCCAGUGCCGCCCUCGCACCGGCCCUGCUAGCCAAAAAGCAGAACUGCAACACCACCGCGGCCACGGCCAAUCGAUGCAACAACAACAUCAACGCCGUCAGCAUCGAGACAGACGUCUGACUACUGGCUGUGUUGAGAACUGAUGGCGGCGGUAAACGCUUAGAGUUGGUCGUGUACACGUCGCUGCCUCGCCUAGAAUCCGCAGCUACUGCUUGACGAAUCCCAGUACACACACAGAUACACAGACACACACACACACACACACUAUAAUUAUUACUCUUAUUGUAAUUGAAUUAUAAAUUGCCGCUAUUGCUACUUAAGAGAAAAACCAAAAGAGCGCUACACCCGAGAUUUCAUAAGACAAUUAUUAAGGAAAACAGAAAACCGAUUAGACAAUUGCGAAAGCGAACAAAUUGUAUAAUCGUAGCUUCUUCCGAGCGAAUUUGAAACGGUGAUUUUUCCCUCUCUUUCGCUCUCUCGUUCGAUUGUGAUUAUUCCAGCUUGCAUGAUGGUUCAUUUUUUGUCAUUGCCAGACACACAGACACGUUCUCUCUUUGGAUAAAAAAAGAAAUCAACAGCAACACAAGGAUUAUAAGGUUGAAAAAAGGUUAAUAAUUUUUCCCAGUAGACGCAACAGCAAGAAUAGUAUGUUAUAAUAUAUUUCAGCAAUAUUGUGGUGGUAAUCAAUUAUAAGCUCUCAAAUCAGCUCAAAAACUCGCGCGCAUCAAAAACAGACACUCAUAUGAUAAUGUGUUAUUUUUAUUGUCGAGCCGCGCGGCAGCAACCCUUGCGCACCGAAUUCAAAUGUAUAAUAACAACGGACCACUCCUGAGUUUUAUCAGAAGGGGUGCCGGCGCAAAACUGAGCAAGACCGAAACGACGAUCGCACGCCUGGCCGCCGGAUUUGGACAGCACAGCUGCAGCAACCGUCCCCAAAGUGGCGCGCCGUGCGAUUUUCUCAUUGUUGGCCGCGCGCUAGCUCGAGCAGUUGAUUGUUGCAAAACCGGACGCAGUGUUGGGAUCCGACGAGAUACAAAAAAAGAAAAAUACGGAACGAGAAAAUUUGCAAAAUAAUAGUAUAAAUAAUUAAAAAAGUAUGUAUUUUACUCUCGACGAGGGACAAAAACCAACCAGCAGUUUCUGAAAGAUUAUAGUGCGGACUUUUAUCCAGCGUAAUUAAUACUACAAUAAAGACAGUGGCAGUAAAAGAAAUGUGUGAGUGCACGUCAUGUUUUUAUCCAUAUUAUAUAUUGUUAAUUCAUUGUUGUUGCCAUUACUUUCCGAGGACUCACGCUCACCACAGUCGGCCCCCUGCCAGGCAAGGAGAUGUAAAUUAUCAACUAUAAUGCGAGCGAAAUAUCGGGGGCUGGUCUACCCCCGAAAACUCCACGGCCCAGGGCGUCGAACUAGUGGGUCCCUCGUUGUACUGAUGUGUCUGAAUGGCAUAAUGUAAAAAGAAAAACGCGAUAUUAUUUUUUAACUGAAUCGAAUCUCAUAUACGAGGCAGAGACUCACCGGAUGAGGCCCCUCUCCCACUCUACUACGAUAUUUAACUGUAAUGUUGGACUCUUUCUCUCUCUGGACCCUUCCAUUUUCGACCUGGUUUGCGAACCCCCUGAACCCCCCACCGACAACCUGUCGUGAGCAUCGACGAACGAGAAUAUUAAUACUUAUAGUUUUAACGACGAGCAACCGAACGACGAAAAGAUGAGUUGAGUUUACCAAUCAUGGCUCUCGUGCUGCAUCUCUUUUUAAUUUCGUUUCUCUCAUUCGCGACCGUUGUUUAGCUUAGAAUCGCCGGUGAUUGUCGCAAUCAUUCUGCUCUGGUCCCCUCUCUGAUAUUUCCAACUUUUUUCCGCCUUUCUCUUUCACACACGCGAUUGUUUGUUGACUUGUGUCGACCACUAUCGGGAGGAUGCCCAUCCCUUUUGGUUUUAUACUUAAUCACAUACACACGAAGAGCGGACUUGAAUUCUUCUGAUUAUCAUCUCGUUGCUGCUGCCACAGACAAAAACGCAAACACACACUCAUUCACUCAAGGCAAAAAGAGAAUCGUUGAAACAGUAAACGGAGCAGAACAUAAUUUUAGGGAAAAGAGCUCAUAUUCUAGUCAUAAAAUUUAGCAUCCCUUUGUAGAGUUUAACGACUAUUUACGAGUAUAUUUGAGAAUUAGAAGAGUCAGUCAAUAUAAACGAAAAACUCUCACUCUCGCGCGCAUCGAUGAGGUAAUUAAUUCUCUCAUUCAUUAUUAUUGAGAAAAUGCCAAUCUCUUGGACUCACUUACACGAAACACACUCUCACACAAACACACACACACGCCGAGGAUUCACACGCAAACCGCGACGAGAGGCUUUCGGAAAGCCACCAUAUUCAGCUAAACGCAUAGCCGACAGAAGCAGUACCUUUGUAUUAAGUCAUAGCCGAUUGUUUCUCUCAUUCCGCCUGCCAGCCAGCAUACCAGCAGCCCCCUUUUUACCGCCAGUCGUGUAAAUGACCGCGAGUUGAUUUUUGUUCCCUUCAAAGAUUGGCAAUCUCGCCCACGAUGUUCCAACUGCCAACUCACUCUGGUCUGGACAUGAUGAUAUUUUUACUAUACUUAACACGAAUGUGUAUUUUGAGGUCGGGGCCGCGGAUGGCCUGCCCCCGGGGGCGCGUAUCAAGCCCGCAUUUUCAGCCCUUUCGGCCCAGAAUCGGCAGCCCAAAGCCCGCGGGAUCGGCCGCCGCGCGCGCAUAUCUUUUUUCGAUUCCAAACGUUAUUGUGAUACGAGAUUUGCAUUGCUAAAGAAAAAAACUAGAGUGAAAAGUACUGCUGCUUUGAUUUUUCGACUGUCCAGCGAUCAUAAUCAUGCGAAAUUUGGUUUUUUUCUCUAUCUCAUCCGAAGCCAGCCAGCCAGUCAAGGAUGUUAUACAUGCGAUAAAUUUCGGUUUUUCUCUCACAAUCAAAGAAAGCAAGGGUGACUCGUGCUAAUUUUCUCUCUGCCCCUCUCAUUACGAUAGUACGAAUGCGACUUAUUACAAAUCAACAAGUUUCUACAUAGUGUGAUGCCGUCUUGAUCGACUAACAAAGAAUAAAAAUGACAAAAAGCAAACUCACGCGCGCCACCAUUUAACUUUACUGCUAGGCCCUUAGCCAGAUUAUAAGGAUACUAAACGCGACCUCGGCCCGUCCUCGUCCCACGCAGCCGGCCCCGACGCACUCGCCGGGGGUGCAUGAUUCAGGCGGGGCGGGGGCGGUGGAGGCAGUCGAGGGGGCUAGUUUGACUCUCUCACUCCUAAACUCUCUCUAUCUCUCUCUCUCUCUCUUACUAUCUCUCUCUCUCUCUUUGCAAGACUAGCGGAUCGAUUGAUGAUUAAUUAAUUCUCCUUUACCUGCAGAGUUGUAAUUCCACUAAGCGAACAGAGUUAAUUAAAUUACUCGAAGAUAUAACCGAAAAGCAUCCCUCUUUUAAUGUAACAAAAGACGACAAAGAAUAGCCCCUAUUAUCUCCAGAAAUUACACACACAAGGACCCACACUACUUAGAGUUGUAAACGGGAAAAAUCUUCAUCACACACACAAACACACACACGCGCGCGCGGUGCGAGACGCGGUGCAUGGUGACAGUAAUUACAGUGCAUUCGAUUUUUACGAUAGGCCCCUAAGUCGAUUUUUGCGCGCAUCAGCAAUUUUUCGUUCUCGUUUCCUCUGAGAGUUUUCCGCUUCCCCUUCCGUAGGAAUCAGAGCGAAUUUUCUUACAGCAGCGAACAACGUAACAAACAAGUAAGCGUAUUAAAAAAUAAAAAAUCUCGUAGGGAAAACGCGGGAAUUUGUAAAAUCUUAAUAAGGUACACGCGAGUUUCGUUUUAUUCGCUUCUCGAAUUUGCCGAUCAACAAUCAAUCACGCAAAUUGCAUGACAAUUAACAAUCGUUGAUUAAAAAAUUGAAUACCUUCAAUUGAUGCUAUUUUCGAUCCAGACAGAAAUGAACACACACACACACACUCACACUCACUCGAAUACAAUCUCUCUAUCUCUCCGCUUUAUAUAAAGACGUAAAACGGUCCCCGCCCCUGAGGUGUAUGAAACCCAAUCAGAGUGUUGAUUUUGGCGAAGAUUUUUUAUAUAACGAAUACAAGUAUCAGGUCUUGAGGUUUAGAGCGUUACAUAUAAUUGCAAAUGGGAAAAAAUGAAGCAUAAAGAUAUCACAAAACAAACACACAUUUUAUGCCCGUCCUUAAAUUAAAAUUUAACUGUAGCUUAACAAAAAAAAGAAAGAGUUUACAUUGAAUUAAUUACUCGUUAAUUAUUACUCGACGAUCGCUUACGGAGAAGAAUUAUUCACGAAACACACAUACACAACACACACGCUGAAAUUGGGCUAUUCUGAAGUGAGUGCGGCGGAAUUUUGAAACAUAAAUAAGAUUUAACAUGAAAAACAACACUACGCUUUUUAUCGAAUAACGUCCUUGUAACCACAGAAUUGAGAUAAAAAAUAAUUAUUACUGCAUUAUUACUACAAUUUAAAAUGAAAAAAUACUGGAGAAACGCCCUGCCAAUUUUUUUAUCGUGGUGGUGAGAAAAUGUUGUAGGUUGAUUGCGGUCGUUUGACUGAUUGCUUGAUUGAUCGAGUAUUUGCAGCAGUUUCUUUUUUCGGCCAGCAGGAUAAAACUCAAUCAAAUAGCGAUACAAUUAAUUAAUUAAUUAAAGAGCGAGAAAUUAAGGAAUAUAAUAAAACAACAUGAAUCGUAUUUGGUCUUUUGCAGCUACACACACACAAACAGACACUCUUCGUAUUAAUUAAUUAAUUACUCGAUUUAAACGAAGAAUGGUGAAAAAAGAUAUUGAUCAAUACCAAAAUAUUAAAAGAUACGCUGACUGCUUUAAUAUUUGAGAAAAAAUACAGACACAUAAGUUAUAAGCGAAUUCAAAUCAAAUGAAAUCGGAUUAGCGAGUUGUACUAAAACGAAACAAUUUAAAGAGAAAAUCACUUGAUAUGCUUGAUAGGCGGUAAUUAAGUGAGAUUAUGAGAAAAAGAUGCAAAACAAAAAGUAAUCAUAAAGUGUACGGGAAAAGGUUACGCAGCCGUUAUUUUCUAUUGUUGCUGACAAGUCGCGAUUAUUAUUGUGUACUUAAAAAACUUUAUCAAAGCGGGGUGAAAAUACAUACACAAAAGCCAAAAGUGGUUUUAAAUGAGAAAAGUUUAUUAAACACUCACUCGAACACAAAAAAUGAACACGCAAGUGGAAAAAGUGAAAUUCUAAUUGUGACGUUUUACCAGCCAUGAUUGUUGAUUGUAAAACAUUUUGCAUAUUGUGUACAAUUUCAGUUCCCUCGGAUGUAAUUAUAUUCAUGGUAUAAUUAUCGCCGUACGACUCUAUUUGUCCAAGCAGAAAAUUCAGGUCGAUUCCUUUGCCGUGUGUUUGUUACUUUAUUCCUAUAAAUUGUCUCACACGUUUGGUUAGACCAUAAUUUAUUGAGAAGCCAUAUCGACGGGAAAAAUAAUGAAACAUGAAAAUCGACACGCAAGCCUUCUUUUCUUGUUUCUCUAUGUAUUUCUUUCUGUGUUUUUACACUCUUUUCAUAUUACGAAAAUGUGCUACUGUUGUUCUAAUUGUACAUAUUAUUAUUGUUACUGUAUUUUAUGCCAGUUCUGUGCGGAACUUUAUGAUUCUUAUAAAAAUGAAAAACGAAGAAAACCAAUGGUUGCUGAAAACACUGAACGAGCUGUCAUUGAGUCUUGAUUACCAAUUAUUAUUAAUGAAUUAUUAUUGCAAAAAAUAUUUAAAAUCAAUAAAAUAAACAAUGUUUUUCAACAUAAUGCAUUCAUUGUACUGUAUCUUAUGCAGGUGUAAGAAAAAAAGAGAUUUUAUAACUACCACAA